Messenger RNA from Musca domestica (house fly), 3219 nucleotides. RefSeq lists its product as uncharacterized. The coding region runs from base 240 to 3143 and encodes 967 amino acids. NCBI's taxonomy places the organism in Eukaryota, Metazoa, Arthropoda, Insecta, Diptera, Muscidae. Gene Ontology annotation, cellular component: extracellular matrix. The record is from RefSeq and is a predicted model, not a curated record. The transcript has 5 exons.
GAACUUUUCAAAAAUAUGCUGACUUUUCAUUUCAGAACAUUUCUUGGCUGUUUGCUUUCAGUUAUAUAUAAACUAAAAACAGCUUCAGAGUUUAUUAAACAGAAGUGGCAUCGUAGAAAGUGUUUAAAAAUCGACGGCAAUUAAUUGUAUACCGUUACUCGGGUAUUACUAUUUGAAAAGUUAAGUGGUGUUUAUUUUGGAUAUAAUUGUGUUGGGAUUAAUAAGCCAGGAUCUGGAAAAUGGCUUGGAAAAGAUUUAUAAUUUAUUUAUCAAUUGCACUAUGUGCCAAGUUUGCUAAUGCGGAUAUUAUGGUGCAGUUAAAUAUUAAUCGACCGGUAAAUGAUGUAAGUGAUAAAUUUGUAAGUUUUACCAUGAAACCAGAGGAUUUGUAUGAAGCCUUGGAUGGUUCGCAUAGAAAAUCUAUUACGCGUAUGGCUUCAAUGUUAAGUCAUUCCCAUCUGAAGUUUGUGGGUGACUAUUAUUUUGCCACCAAAAAGAAUACAAAGCUGCGCAAUCCCACCAAGAUUGUCUGGAAGGGUUUCAAUAAAUGGACAAGAGCCCUGGACUGGACCAUGGUAAUACCGGUUCCUUACACUCCAAACGAUUGGGAUCCAAUGCAUUCAUUGAAAAUCUUAAAUAAUUCUCAAGCUGUGGGUAUUACUGAUUGCAUUUGGCAAUUGGGCACAGAUUUUGGAACAUCCGCUGCCACGGAUUAUGUUAACGAAUUGAAAACAUUCAAUUUAAUGGUGGAUUCAUUUAGGGAUGCCGAUAAUAAUUGGCAAAUUAUGGGUGCUGACAUUUCAUCCGGCAGUAGCCCAGAUGAAACACGUCGUUAUAUCGAAAUGUCUCGCAAUUUAAAUACCGCCUUUGGAUGGGUUGAAUCUCCCGACACGUUCCUCGGCAAUAGUUUAAGUGCCGUUCUCAAGGAGCAAGAUCCUGCUUUGAAGGUAUUAUUCAAAGAAAAGGUGCCAGUUUGGCUGACACUUCCCGAAAAUCAUAACUCUCUAAUGAUGUCCAUGAUGGACGAAGAAUUGAACGAGGGCUUAGAUUGGGCUCAAACAAUGGGUGAUGCUGCCCACGGUGGCUUUAAUACAAUAUUCAAACAUAUGUCCUUGUCUGAUUUGGAAAAUCCUAAAUUCAGUUUUUUUGUAACGGCGUUGUUUAAAAAAAUUAUGGGCUCUCGCGUGUUUGACGCCAAACCGCUGACAGGAUUGUUUGGACGCAACAACAAACUAUACACACACUGUGCCAAUAAUGUAUCAGGUGGUCUGGCCUUUAUGGUAAUCAAUAAACAAGAAAUGACCUUGACAAUCUCGGUUCGCUCAACAACUAAACUUCGUGAUACGGAAUUAUGGAAAUACGCUUUGACCAUGGACGAUGAUAGAGUUCUGCUGAACAAUAAGAGAGUGAAUAUAAAUUCGACACUACUACCAGAAAUAAAACGAAAAUCCGGACAAUCAUCGGUGCAACUGAAGACACCAGGGCUAUCGGUAACCUUUUUUGUUCUGCCCAAUGUUAACAUGGAACAUUGUGUAUUUACGGAAAUCGAAGAGGAGAACAUUUCUAACGAACCGGAAAGUGAAGAAAUCGAAGUAGAGAAAGUAAAAAGAUAUUCCUCCACAGAUCGUUUACUCAAGGAACUGAUCAAGGAGGCAGCCAGAACUCCUUUGGGUCGCAACAAAAAAUACCGUAGUAGACGUUCGUUGGAUGUGGUUAAUGAACGACAGAAAAGAUUCAUUUUAGAAGAUACCAUUGCAGCUGGCACUGAGGGUUUGAAGACCUUGGCAGAUAGUAUAAAACUUCCUGAAAACCUACGAUUUCCACUCAAACGAGAUGUGUUUACACCAUCGAAAAGAAAGCAAGCCAUGGAAUGGUUAGAGAAAUUAUUUAAUGAACCCCUAAAUAUGGAUUUACCUUUGUUGCGACGAACAGCGCGAAAUUCUGAUACGUAUAAUGGACCAUUUUUUAUGACUCGAGAUGGCAAAAAGACAGCCUUUGUCAAAAAGAUAACCGAAAUUAAAAAGCCCGACAAGAAGCUUAACAAACUGACCUUUGACGACUUGGAAUUCGAUGAAGAAAAAUUUUUUAAAAAUGUUGGCUUUCAAACGGAACCGGAUUAUAUAAAAAUACCCGAAGGUGAUGUAUUUCUGCAAAACAUAGCCAAUAUCAAUGGAGAUGACUUGGUGGAUGAAGAGUUGCAAAUAGAAACGGGAAAGCAAACUAGAAAUUUGGAAAAGUUUAAGACCAAUAAGGAUGUUGUCAGUGAAAUGAAGCCACUGCGUUUAUUGCCCACUGAAUUCUAUGAAGCAUUACCUCAACUCAGUUCUUCCCAGCCAAUAAUGGCAAAUAAUAUGAAUUUAGGGACUUCUUUAAAUUCGUUACUCUUUUCGGAGAACUACAAUAAACCUUUUGGAAAAGAUAAAGUGAAUGUAUUUGGUAAGAAUUUUGAAGAAUUGUUUAAUAAGGACGCCGAUUUCAAUGAAGAUUCUUUGAAAGAAAAUGCCGAGGAGUUUGCUCAAGCCCAAUUGAAAAUAAGUGAAAAGAACAAAGAAAGCCAGAACACUGAUGAAGAUAGUAGUGACGAAGAUUCCAAAGAAGAUGAACAAUCAGAAGCAUCCAAUAAGCCUAAGUCUACACCGUUCUCAAAUUUUAUGUCCGGUAAUAUUUUUGGAGAAACAAAUAAAAAUAACAAAAAUGGCGUGGAUGUCGAUGACGCCGAUCAGUCCACAACACCCAACAGUCAUGGCUUAGGAAAUGUUAAAACGAAAUUUGACGAAUUACCUUGGUGGGAUUUGUCACCCCUACGUUCUAAACGUUCAGUAGAUACAGAAACUCCGACUGAUCCCGUACACAAAAAUUUGGUUGACCAUGAUGACCAGCCCAUUGGUUCCGCUAGUAAUUUAUUCCCACGACGCAUGCGUGCCUUUGAACAUAAAGUCGAUGAAGCCGUACGCAGUACAAGAUCUGAGACGGAUAAUGAGAUCGAUUCUAUGGGAAAGAAAUUAAUGAAAACCUUUAAAGGUCAAGUAUCGAAAAUUGUUGAUAUUUUAUCGCAGCAUGUCAAUGAAUGGUACAGCUCAUUAACAAAACAAUUGGAAAGUUCAACGAAUGAAAUUGCCAACGAAGUAUAUCGUAAAUCUUAAAUAAAAUAAUAUUUUAUAAAUUAUGCAUUUAAUUUAUAUAUAUUUACACAUUAUCCAUAUUUAUUUUCUAUUGUCU